CCUUUCCCCUCACUCUCUCCCACGUCUCUCUCUUGCUCUCUUCCUUUCACCUGGUUUCACCACCUCAAAAACCACCACCCCCCCUUUCAGAAACAAAGAGUGAAAGCUAGAAAGAAAAGCAUAUCAAGGAGAGGAAGAGGAAGAAGAAGGAGGCAAAAGGGGUGCUGCCAAUUUCCGUCCAGCAGCGAGACAGCCUGUGAGAAGGACGAUUCCGGACAAUCAAACAGUUGGAUCGUCCUGAGAUUUGCAGGUUGGGUUUCAUACUUCUUUGGCUACGAUUUGACCGUUGGGAUCAUCGAUAUGAUCUCUGGUUCAUCGAGGAAAGUCGCUGGACAGAAGGGGUGCGAUACUGUUUUUCUGUAGCAGGACAGCAGAUUAGAGGUAAGGAUCAAGCCGGGGGCUCAUCCAAAGGCAAGGGCAUAGCCGAGUGAAGACAAAGCUAUCAAGAUCAGAAGUAAGGUCUGUACUGUAGAUAUCGGGACUCAAGCGUGAAGGGAAGCCAUGAGGUGGGCGGAGGACUCCGAACUCCUUAAAUGUUUUAUGUUGUGUGGAUUUUGUAAUAAAGCGGACUUCCCCGGUUUUCUGUUUUGACUCUGAUGAAAAUGUAAAUUAUGGUUUGAAGUUUGAGAAAAAAAAAUAUAUGUAGAGCUCGGGCCCGAGAAUGUUUAAACUCGAUGUAUUUUACUGUUUCGUUGUGUAAUAUAAAGUAAGGGUUUCACAGAG
This is a messenger RNA of Linum tenue, 723 nucleotides long. The record is from the annotation of a GenBank genome assembly. Lineage: Eukaryota; Viridiplantae; Streptophyta; Magnoliopsida; Malpighiales; Linaceae.